AUUAGUUACAAAUCAAGAUGGUGUAUAUAAGGCCCAUGUAACACGCCGUGGUCACUAGUUAGUGCCAAGUUUGUGCCAAUAUGAAGACUUUCAUUGUACUCGCCGCUAUCCUCGUCGCAGCUCAGGCUUUAACCGACGAGCAGAAGCAAAAGUUGAACAAGCACAAGUCAGAAUGCCUUGCAGAGUUUAAACCGGACGAGCAGCUUGUAGAGAAGCUUAAGGCUGGCGAUUUUAAGACCGAGAAUGAGCCUCUGAAGAAGUACGUCCUCUGCAUGUUGAUGAAGUCCGAGCUGAUGACCAAGGAAGGCAAAUUCAAGAAGGAUGUCGCUCUAGCCAAAGUACCCAAUCCAGAGGAUAAGCCCGCUGUUGAAAAGUUGAUCGAUGCUUGCCUCGCCAACAAGGGUAACACUCCUCAACAAACAGCCUGGAACUACGCCAAGUGUUAUCACGAGAAGGACCCCAACCACUCCAUCUUCCAGUAAACCAACGUUAUGGCCUGCUUGAACUGUCUCGUUAAUGAGCUAGCUGGUGUCAUCCACAACAACUACACUGGACAUCAAGACAUCUCUCCACAUGACACUGCCUAAGAGAAUUUAAUUUGUCUUUGAAAAUAAAGGUUUUAACUUCAA
Danaus plexippus (monarch butterfly) is the source of this 629-nucleotide messenger RNA. RefSeq names its product general odorant-binding protein 56a-like. The coding region runs from base 81 to 482 and encodes 133 amino acids. Gene Ontology annotation, molecular function: odorant binding. NCBI's taxonomy places the organism in Eukaryota, Metazoa, Arthropoda, Insecta, Lepidoptera, Nymphalidae. Gene Ontology annotation, biological process: sensory perception of smell. The record is from RefSeq and is a predicted model, not a curated record. The transcript has 4 exons.